GCUCCGGCCUGGCCUCUGCACACCGCCGCCCCGGGCUGGGGGAAGGCGGCAGGCAGCCGGGUGUAACCGGAGCCGGGCCGGCCGGGCAGGUCGGGGCGGGCGCGCUCUGAGUCAUCAAGGGCCUCGAGGUGGAGCCGGGCGCGCCCGUGCGCCAGCCCCCAGGGAGCCGCCUCCCUGCCACCGCCUCUUCCCCUUUUGUCGCGGCCCCCCGCGCUCGCGGGCCACUCUCCGGUCGCCGCCCGUGCCCCGCACGCUGCCACCUUUCGCGUCCGCUGCCACCGUCGACAAUGCUGCGCUGCGGCCUGGCCUGCGAGCGCUGCAGGUGGAUCCUGCCCCUGCUGCUGCUCAGUGCUAUCGCCUUCGACAUCAUUGCGCUGGCCGGCCGCGGCUGGCUGCAGUCGGAAGACCACAUCCAGACGUCCUCUCUCUGGUGGAAAUGCUCCAGCGAGGGCGGCGGCAGCGGCUCGGCGGAGGAAGGAUGCCAGAGCCUCAUGGAGUACGCAUGGGGAAGGGCAGCGGCUGCCACACUCUUCUGUGGCUUCAUCAUCUUGGUUAUCUGCUUCAUCCUCUCCUUCUUUGCCCUCUGCGGACCCCAGAUGCUGGUCUUCCUCCGCGUGAUUGGAGGCCUCCUCGCCCUGGCUGCCGUGUUCCAGAUCAUCUCGCUGGUCAUUUACCCUGUGAAGUACACCCAGACCUUCAACCUUCAUCUCAACCCUGCUGUCAAUUACUAUUAUAACUGGGCCUACGGCUUUGGGUGGGCAGCCACGAUUAUCCUGAUCGGUUGUGCCUUUUUCUUCUGCUGUCUGCCCAACUAUGAGGAUGACUUGUUGGGUAACGCCAAGCCCCGGUACUUCUACACCUCUGCCUAAAGCAGGGAAGCAGGGGGAUGACAUCGCUGCCUCGGAGAUCCAGAAAUCCGAGAUCCAUUCCAGAAGGAGAAACUGUCUCCCCAGGCUCCUCCGAACCUGUUCUCCAGCAGUGUGUACAUUAU
Molecule: messenger RNA, 991 nt
Organism: Ochotona princeps (American pika)
Lineage: Eukaryota; Metazoa; Chordata; Mammalia; Lagomorpha; Ochotonidae
Gene: PERP
Product: p53 apoptosis effector related to PMP22
Exons: 3
Coding region: 288-869 (193 amino acids)
Biological process (GO): cell-cell adhesion
Cellular component (GO): membrane; cell-cell junction
Source: RefSeq, a predicted model, not a curated record